UUUCGGGCGAUCUUGGAUGAUGAUGGCACGCUUGACGACGCUCAUGCUCUGCGUGCUGAUGGCGCUUACGGUCGCGGCCAAGGACUACUACAAGAUCCUCGGCGUGGCCAAGAACUUCAACGACCGGCAGCUCAAGAAGGCCUACCGCACGCUCGCGCUCAAGUACCACCCCGACAAGGUCGACGAGGCCGAGCGCGAGACGGCGCAAGCCAAAUUCCUCGAGAUCUCGGAAGCCUACGAGGUGCUGAGCGACCCGAAAAAGAAGGAAGAGUACGACUUGUACGGCGCCGACGGACCGCAGCAGCAGCAGCAGCAACAACAGCAACAGCAUCCGCACGGCCAUCGUCCUGGCGGCGGCGGCGGCUUCCAAUUCCGCGGUGACCCGUUCGAGAUGUUCAACCAGUUUUUUGGCGGCGGCGGCGGCCGGCGUGGGCGCGACCAGCCCCACGAGUUUCAGUUCAACAGCGGCAUGGACGGCUUUGGCGGCUUUGGCCAACAGCGGCAGCACCCACAGCGCGGUCCGCCGCCGCCGCUGUACGCCAAGGAGUCGGACGUCACGCGGCUCUCGCCCAAGAAAUUUCCAGGCAAAAGCGCCAAGAACGAGUGGCUCGUGCAGUUUUACCGCGCGUCCGAUAAAAAGUGCAUCAAGUUCAAGCCGGCAAUGGAGUCGAUUGCCAAGGAUUUGCGGGGCCGCGUCAAGGUCGGCGCCGUCGACUGCGACAAGCACGCGCAGCUCUGCGAGACCCACGGCGUCCGGUCGUCCUUUCCGAGCUUUGGUUACGUCCACCGCGGCGCGUUCACGCCCUACGACGGUGACCUCGACGAGUUUUCCGUCUACAACUUUGCCUUUGAGAAGUAUGCCGCUCGACUGCGGGCCAAGCGCGCGGCCGGCGACGUCGACGAGCUCCAUGGUGGCAACCAAGGCAAGCUCUGCAACCUCGGCAAGGACGCCGAGGCGACGAGCAUGCUCUGCGCCAUUUUUGUGCUCCCGAACAAGCCGUCGGCGGCGAUGAAGGACCUCGUCAAGGCCACGGCAGCCAAGUUCAAGGCAUCGAAAGGCCUUCACGUGGUCUAUGUACACGCAAAGGACCAAAGCCGCGUCCUCUCCAAGCUCCAGGCCCCGCAAGCGCCGACGCUGCUCGUUGUCCGUGGCAAGCCAAAGCAAGUCCGCGUUGGCGUGCUCAUGGGCCAUUUGAACGAAGCCCGUGUUGGCGCGACGCUCGAGCGCGCGAUUGGCGGCGACCUGCCCAUGCAGGCGCACCCCGCGUCGGUCGUCGACUUCAAGUAGACUGCUAUAUAAACUAUAUUAAUGUGUUGGAAACUUUUGUCUUUUGAUCCCGA
Saprolegnia parasitica CBS 223.65 is the source of this 1341-nucleotide messenger RNA. RefSeq lists its product as hypothetical. Lineage: Eukaryota; Oomycota; Saprolegniomycetes; Saprolegniales; Saprolegniaceae. The record is from RefSeq and is a predicted model, not a curated record. The transcript has a single exon. Bases 17 to 1288 code for a protein of 423 amino acids.